GUUCUCCUGUCGCUGUCCAGCGCUGUCCCUCUGUUGUUGACGUCCGCGACUGUGUUCAUAAGCGGCUGCUGUCGACUGCUAUUGUGACUGUUUGACUUUGUUGAUGUUGUCUGUCUCUCGCUGUUCAUUGUGUGGCCGUUUGUCACGAGGCGACGCCUGCAACUGUUUUUUUGGUGCGAAAGGCCGACGUAUCGCCCGUAUGUCUGUCGCGUUCGACAGUGUGUCUCUAUUGUCUGAGGGGGUUGGUCUGCAAUGCUCCAAUUAUGGCGUGUGGAACGUUGACGUGGUGCAUAAGGAUGGGUGGAAACAUUGGCACACUCAACUAGAACUAGUCACCAUUACUAAAUUCAUCGAAGUGCAUGGCAUGAGUCUGAAACAUGUCAAUCGUAAUGUGGAUGCUGUGGUACAUUCUCUUCUUCAUACAUCAUAGUAGUAUGUGAUAGUUGUUGUUCCACUACAUUGUAUGAGUUCGUGGUCUCACACGUACUCGAGGUGACAGAUGUCAUUGCCUGUAAGCUGGUUAGUCCGCAAGAAAUGCAGAAAUCGUUUCCUGUUGUGAUUGGGGGUUCCUGGCUUAGUUUUGCUGAUGCCAAC
Laetiporus sulphureus 93-53 is the source of this 594-nucleotide messenger RNA. RefSeq lists its product as uncharacterized. The transcript is spliced from 2 exons. Lineage: Eukaryota; Fungi; Basidiomycota; Agaricomycetes; Polyporales; Laetiporaceae. The record is from RefSeq and is a predicted model, not a curated record. The coding region runs from base 200 to 430 and encodes 76 amino acids.